GCGAGCACGGGGGCGGAUCCCCGCUGGGUCGAGGGCCUGUACGAGAGCCAAUCGGGCAGCCGAGGCUACUGCCAAUCACGCAGCUCCCUCCAAUCCCACCCGUGCCAUUUCCAAAAUCUCGGUCCCACUGUGCAGCUCAAAUGUGGUGUUCACUCUGCCAAUCGCUGGAGGAUAGAGUGGGAACAAGAAUAACCAGAGUUAGGAGGCCAGGACAAAAGAAGUUAAAGAGCGCCUAAUAUAUACAUGUUUUUGAAGGCGGGCAGAGGGAAAAAAGUCCCCCCACGGAGGGUGUAUGGGCCUGAUUGUGUAGUUCUGAUGGAGCCCCCUUUGAGCAAGAGGAACCCGCCAGCGCUGAGAUUAGCGGAUUUGGCAACGGCUCAGGUUCAGCCGCUUCAGAAUAUGACAGGCUUCCCGGCGCUGGCCGGCCCGCCCGCCCACUCCCAACUCCGCGCCGCCGUCGCGCACGUCCGCCCGCGGGACCUGGGCGCUGACCCCGGCGUGGCCACCACUCCGCUCAGACCCGAGCACAUGGCCCAGGCGAGCGCGCUGGGCCUCAGCCCUCCCUCCCAGGCGCUCCCGGCACACCCCGAGGCUCCGGCAGCCGCCGCCCGUGCUGCAGCCUUGGUCGUGCACCCCGGCGCGGGCAGCUACCCCUGUGGCGGGGGCAGCAGUGGCGCGCAGCCCUCCGCGCCCCCGCCCCCAGCCCCUCCUCUUCCUCCCACCCCUUCACCCCCUCCCCCUCCCCCGCCUCCUCCUCCUCCUGCCCUCUCGGGCUACACCACCACCAACAGUGGCGGCGGCGGCAGCAGCGGCAAAGGCCACAGCAGGGACUUCGUCCUCCGGAGGGACCUUUCCGCCACGGCCCCCGCGGCGGCCAUGCACGGGGCCCCGCUCGGAGGGGAGCAGCGGUCCGGGACCGGCUCCCCCCAGCACCCAGCCCCGCCUCCCCACUCGGCCGGCAUGUUCAUCUCGGCCAGCGGCACCUACGCGGGCCCGGACGGCGGCGGCGGCCCGGCGCUCUUCCCCGCGCUGCACGACACGCCGGGGGCCCCCGGCGGCCACCCGCACCCUCUCAACGGCCAGAUGCGCCUGGGGCUGGCGGCAGCGGCAGCAGCCGCGGCGGCUGAGCUGUAUGGCCGCGCCGAACCGCCCUUCGCGCCGCGCUCCGGGGAUGCGCACUACGGGGCGGUUGCGGCCGCCGCGGCAGCCGCCCUGCACGGCUACGGAGCCGUGAACUUAAACCUGAACCUGGCGGCUGCGGCGGCCGCAGCAGCGGCCGGGCCGGGACCCCACCUGCAGCACCACGCGCCGCCCCCGGCGCCGCCGCCGCCGCCGGCGCCCGCGCAGCACCCGCACCAGCACCACCCCCACCUCCCAGGGGCGUCCGGGGCCUUCCUGCGCUACAUGCGGCAGCCAAUCAAGCAGGAGCUCAUCUGCAAGUGGAUCGACCCCGAAGAGCUGGCCGGGUUGCCGCCGCCGCCGCCGCCGCCGCCGCCCCCGGCCGGCGGCGCCAAGCCUUGCUCCAAAACUUUCGGCACCAUGCACGAGCUGGUGAAUCACGUCACGGUGGAGCACGUGGGCGGCCCCGAGCAGAGCAGCCACGUCUGCUUCUGGGAGGACUGUCCGCGCGAGGGCAAGCCCUUCAAGGCCAAAUACAAGCUCAUCAACCACAUCCGCGUGCACACCGGCGAGAAGCCCUUCCCCUGCCCUUUCCCGGGCUGCGGCAAGGUCUUCGCGCGUUCCGAGAACCUCAAGAUCCACAAGCGCACUCAUACAGGGGAAAAGCCUUUCAAAUGUGAAUUUGAUGGCUGCGACAGGAAGUUUGCCAAUAGCAGUGAUCGGAAGAAACAUUCCCAUGUCCACACCAGUGACAAGCCCUACUACUGCAAGAUUCGAGGCUGUGACAAAUCCUACACUCACCCAAGCUCCCUGAGGAAGCACAUGAAGAUUCACUGCAAGUCCCCACCACCUUCUCCAGGACCCCUUGGUUACUCGUCAGUGGGGACUCCAGUGGGUGCCCCCUUGUCCCCUGUGCUGGACCCAGCCAGGAGUCGCUCCAGCACUCUUUCCCCUCAGGUGACCAACCUCAAUGAGUGGUACGUUUGCCAGGCCAGUGGGGCCCCCAGCCACCUCCACACCCCUUCCAGCAACGGAACCACCUCUGAGUCUGAAGAUGAGGACAUUUACGGAAACCCUGAAGUUGUGCGGACGAUACAUUAGAAUUUAUGAUUAAUAAUAAUAAGUGAAAUAAUAAGUUGGAGUCCUUGGACCACAUCCUAACCUGAGACAAUGCCGAGCCUGAGACAAACCCGUGACUCAGACUUGCCACCGGGUCUAAUUAGCCCUAUUUAUUCAGUAUGAAACCCUAUGGUGUUUGUACAUUUAAUUAAUUUAAUUAAGAUAUUUGGGCCUUUUUUUUUUCCCCUUAAAAAACAAACAAAAAACAACCAAGCUGGACUUGUAUAUUGCAGGAGGACAGGGCUUGGGGGCAAACUGUACCAAGGAAAAUCAAUGGAGAGAUUAGUUAAUGGAGAUACACACUGCCGAUGUCAUAUAUAUAUAUAUAUAUAUAUAUAUAUAUAUAUAUAUAUAUGUAUUUUUUUUUUAAAGGAGGGAGAAAAAGAGCAUUAAGUCAGAACUUAAACACAGCAACAAGGCCCUCUGCAUUUCCCGGAGUGCCUCUCAAAUGCCUUUGACACCAUACCGUGGGCUGCUUUUGAGCCUCCUCGUUGGACCCUAAUUCUGCCAAGGCCUCUUGAUUGUAAACCACACACCUGCUGCAUUGCCAACAGAUCCUGGACUGUACCUGUGUCCAAAAAUAUUUGUAAAAACCCUUUGAGUUUAAUAUUUGUAAUUUUUAAUUUCCACUCUUUUAUUACUGAUCUCACCUUAACACAAUAUUUUUAUACAGGAUUAUUUCUUCAGUAUCCUACUGUGUGAUUUAAAAAAAAGAUGCAGCAACCUUAAUAUGUCUCCAUAUCUUGUGCUACUGUGAUUGUUCAAGCAAAAGUGGAGAGAAGAAAAGCUGCUGCAAUAAGACAACUGUGAAACUGUGAUAUUUUAUAAAAUAGAAGAAAUUCAAGUGCUUUCUUUUUCCUGUAUGGUGUUUUUUUUUUUUCUUUUUUUUUUUAAUCUGAAUUCUCAGAUACUGCCUCUCCUGUGUCCAAAGUUCUUGUGUAAUAAAGAGAUUCUGUUUUCGAUCCUAAGUUCUUUGGGAUGCCAACAUUCACAGUCAAGUCUUGAGGAGGUGUAAUGAUGGCAUCAUGCCUAUUUUUUUUUAAAGCUAUUGUUUUUAAAACAGGCCAACACCUCUUUUAUACUGUUGUAUCAGCCUUUUAAAAAGUCUAUUUUUCAAUGCCUGAAACUGCAUUUUAAUGCAUUUUCUUCCACCUGAGCACUGAGCACACCAAACUGGAAUCCAUUUGAAAAUGACAGUGUGUGAAGUGUAUGAUUUACAUUAAAAGAGGGGAGGGAGUUGCCCUACAUAUUAAAAUUUUUAAAAGGUUUAUAGUUGCCACCAAACACUGAUGAAUGUGUGACCUUUGCCAGAGCUGUCAAGCUAGGAUAAAAAAGGUCAAGGACCUAGGACAAUAACUCUUAGUCAAUUUAUUUUCGGUUGGUACAACACAUCUCCUGUGCAAAAUGUAGUCCAUCAGAAACAUCAUACAGAUAUACUAAAGAGCACUAAUUUAUCCUUAGAGACCCUGAAGACACCCCCUCCCCAGGGUUUGUAGAAAUUUGUUUUGUGUGCUGUGAGUGGUUGAUGUAGUCUUGUCAUUGUUAAUAACUUGUAUGUGAACACUAUUAUUUGUACAGUUGAAUUAAUUUAUUUUCAGACAUCAUCCUUUUUUUUUUUCCUGGAAGAGUUCAAAGCACACCAAAGAAUUAUAUUAUACAUUUUGGUGAAAGAUUGUCAUUUAUGAUCCAUGGUUUAUUUAAAAAAAAAGGAAAGAAAAUGGAAAAAUAUAUUUUUAAGCUUACUUGAAUGAACAACGUAAUGUGAAAACCAAGACUCUUCCUGCAUGUCUUUUUUGCAUUGUGUUGAUGAGAUUAUAUAUAGUUUAUAGAUAUAUUAUAUUACUAGUACAGUGCAUGGUGCUGUCACUUGGAAAGCCUUUCAAUGUUUUCUUCAGAUUGUUAGGGUGAAUAUGAAACAUGCAGACCCUCCUUUAUAAAGAAAAAGACCUUAAAACUUGAAUAUGAGAUAAUUUUACAUUUGAAAAGUUUAUUUGAUUUUCAUAUUACUCACUUUCAAAGCCCUUUCAAAUAGAAAAGGUAUGAACUUUUGGGGGGAUAAUUUAUGUAUUGUAAACUUAUUAGAACAAAAUAUUCCUGAUGUAUAAUGAGUUGUUUUAUUUAUACAACUUUUUCAAUGGUAGUUUGCACUAUUCUUUAUUAUGCUACAGGUUUAUUUAUUAUGAAACAAAGGAAUAUGUAUUUUACGUAUUUUACCAUGCAUAGGUUAACUCUUUGCCACAGAUUUAUUGGUUCUUGAUACACCUAAAAUAAAAAAAUGUGUACCUCCAAUAGAGAGCAAGCAAGAAUGAUUAUGAAGUAACAAAUUUAAUAAAGGUAUUCUUAUUAUUAUUGCUUAUGUUUUACCUAAUGGCAUAUCUCUCAUACAAACAGAACAGGUUGCUAAUGGA
Molecule: messenger RNA, 4646 nt
Organism: Rhinopithecus roxellana (golden snub-nosed monkey)
Lineage: Eukaryota; Metazoa; Chordata; Mammalia; Primates; Cercopithecidae
Gene: ZIC5
Product: Zic family member 5
Biological process (GO): central nervous system development; regulation of transcription by RNA polymerase II
Cellular component (GO): nucleus
Molecular function (GO): DNA-binding transcription factor activity, RNA polymerase II-specific; RNA polymerase II cis-regulatory region sequence-specific DNA binding
Source: RefSeq, a predicted model, not a curated record